Uloborus diversus is the source of this 1056-nucleotide messenger RNA. RefSeq names its product doublesex- and mab-3-related transcription factor A2-like. Gene Ontology annotation, biological process: sex differentiation; regulation of transcription by RNA polymerase II. The record is from RefSeq and is a predicted model, not a curated record. Gene Ontology annotation, cellular component: nucleus. NCBI's taxonomy places the organism in Eukaryota, Metazoa, Arthropoda, Arachnida, Araneae, Uloboridae. Gene Ontology annotation, molecular function: protein binding; RNA polymerase II cis-regulatory region sequence-specific DNA binding; DNA-binding transcription factor activity, RNA polymerase II-specific.
AUGGAAUCCCCGGAUCUGUCGUCCCGCGGCGGCGUCCGGCGCCCCAAGUGCGCCCGCUGCCGCAACCACGGCGUCAUCUCGUGGCUCAAAGGCCACAAGCGCCACUGCCGCUUCCGCGAGUGUGCGUGCGCCAAGUGCAACCUGAUCGCCGAGCGGCAGCGCAUCAUGGCGGCCCAGGUCGCCCUCAAGAGGCAGCAGGCCGCCGAGGACGCCAUCGCCAUCGGACUGAGGGCGGUCGCCACGGGGGCGCCACUCACCUACCUGCCCCCCGGACCCAUCUUCGGACUGCCGGCCGUGGAAGGCGCGGCCGCCAACAGGAAGGCGGUGGCACCAGCCAGGAAGAAUGAAAAAUCGUCAAUGGAAAAAUCCGAGUCAAACUCUCGUAGCUCCCCUGACUCCAGCAAGUGCAAAUCAUCUCGUUCCAAUCCCCGACCACCUUCCACAGAGAGAAUCAGCCCAGGGCCGAUGCCAGCAGACUUUCGACCAGGUCGGUUGUCCCCACUGGACAUCCUUAACCGGCUCUUCCCAAACCAAAAGAAAGCGGUCAUGGAGCUAGUUCUCCAAGGUUGCAAUGGGGACAUCGCCAAAGCCAUUGAGCACUUCCUCUCUGCCGACGACGCAUUGUACCUACGCCAUCCUUCAGUGAGUGGUUACAACUACUCAGACAUGCCCUUCCUCCAACCUCGUCCGAUGCCUCGACUCACCCUCGGAUCCAUCAAGUCAGCAUUUACUCCUCUAGCUCCACCUAUCGCUCACGCGACGACGACCACACAACAAGAUACUGUACAGUCCACUCUAUUCGGUUCCGUACCCCGAUUAUCUGAGUCCUCCCUUUACGUUCCGUAUUCUUCCCUGUCUCAAAACUCACAUCUAUUGCUUCAGCCUUGUCCAGCAGGUUGCAUCCAAUGCAGGAGAACUUUUUCGUUAGUGAGUGAGACUGAAAGUCAACUCUGUCCUAAUCCAGACGAGCAGAUAAAAGACACCACAGGAAGAUUAGCACAGGAGGCAGUGGACCUUUCAGACAGGUCUUGGCAAACGGGUAGUCCAAGUGGUUGA